AUGGUGGGCACUUCUGCACUAACCUGUCAGGCUGACGGGACUUGGACUGGAACUGCACCAACAUGCGCCAUUGUACAAUGCCCGAUACAAACACCUCCGGACAAUGGUGGCAUGACUGGCUCCAACAACUAUCAGGACAUCGUGCAGUUUACCUGUAACUCCGGUUACGAGAUGACAGGUGUUGCAAGUAUCACGUGCCAAGCAGACGGCACGUGGAGUAACAGCGCCCCCACUUGUGAUGCCGUGCAGUGCCCUCUGCUGACAGCCCCUCCGAACGGUGCGAUGACUGGAUCCAAUUUCUACCAAGACGUGGUGCAGUUCACGUGUGAUUCUGGAUACAGACUUGUAGGACGUUCUUCAUUGCAAUGCCAAGCUGACAGAACAUGGGACGGCAUCGUCCCAACAUGCACACCUGUGGAGUGUCCGGUGCUGACAGCUCCAUUGAACGGCGGGAUGUCAGGAUCUAAUUUCUAUCAGGACUUGGUGGUGUUUUCCUGCAUUCCUGGAUACGAGCUGGACGGAAGCGUGAAGUGCCCAGUGCUAGCAGCUCCCGCAAACGGUGCAAAGGAAGGCUCCAAUUCCUACCAAGACGUGGUGCAGUUCUCGUGUUAUAUCGGAUACGACCUCAUAGGCAGUUCUUCGUCGACAUGCCAAGCUGACAGAACAUGGACUACACCGGCCCCGACAUGCUCAAGAGUCCAGUGCCCGCUGCUCACAGCUCCAGCAAACGGUGUGAUGACUGGCGGCAAUUUCUAUCAAGACAUAGCACGGUUCACCUGUAACUCAGGGUACGACCGUGUGGGGACCGCCAGCUUGACCUGCCAAGCUGACCGCACUUGGAAUGGGAUCGCUCCAACCUGUACACGCGUACAGUGUCCAUCGCUGACCGCUCCUGAAAACGGUGCAAUGACUGGCAACAAUUUCUACCAAGACGUGCUGCUGUUCACGUGCGAUACUGGAUACGAGAUGGUCGGGGUCGCAAGCCUGACCUGCCAGGCUGACCGCACGUGGAGCGGGACUGCACCAACCUGCAGACGAAGAUAA
Molecule: messenger RNA, 1044 nt
Organism: Branchiostoma floridae (Florida lancelet)
Lineage: Eukaryota; Metazoa; Chordata; Leptocardii; Amphioxiformes; Branchiostomatidae
Product: P-selectin-like
Exons: 8
Coding region: 1-1044 (347 amino acids)
Source: RefSeq, a predicted model, not a curated record